Dendronephthya gigantea is the source of this 1006-nucleotide messenger RNA. Its product is annotated as protein pygopus-like. The record is from RefSeq and is a predicted model, not a curated record. The coding region runs from base 43 to 540 and encodes 165 amino acids. The transcript is spliced from 3 exons. NCBI's taxonomy places the organism in Eukaryota, Metazoa, Cnidaria, Anthozoa, Malacalcyonacea, Nephtheidae.
AGCAUGAAUAUUUGUGCGUGAAAUUCAGUUUAUAUUUUUGAAAUGCCGAGGGAAAAACGACUCUCUGCAAGACAACUUAAGCACAAAGAUAUAAGCGAUUCUGAAGAAGAUAGCGACUCGGAAACAAUGGUUAGAAGUCCUCCAAAGAAACCUAAAAAGAACAACAUUGGGCCAAAGUAUAUGGGAGAGCCUGGUGAUGAUUUGUCAGAUGAAAACAAUGCUAUCCUGACUCCUGUCAUAAGGACCUCGAAUACAACUACUAUCUUGCCACCUUCUGCUCCAAUUAUGCAACAAACUGUACCAAGCAUACCUCCUGAUGUUCCUGUGCAAAGCUUUCCUUGUGGAACAUGUCGCAAAGAGGUGAGCGAUGAUGACGCUGCAAUAUUCUGUGAAAGUGGAUGCAGCCAAUGGUAUCAUAGGAUCUGCGCCGGUCUAACCGAGCAUGCUUACAACCUGUUGACUAACGAGGAGAAUGCAGAUUGGGUGUGCGACCAAUGUAUAACGAAACAGAAUAUCCCGUUAGUAAAGUUGAAGUCGUGACAACAGAAUAAUUUUGGUAAACAACAUAUGCGACUCAUGGUAGGAUGAUUUUGUACAUAUACUCUAGGGGAUUUUUACAAUAUACGGUUUGGUAUGCUUCGACUAGCUGUGGAAAGCAAAACAGCCAACCAUGAUCAGGUUAUAUUUUAUUUGUAACAUCGAUAUGAAAAAGUUGUAAUUAAGGUAGAUCCGAGAUCGCUAUUUGAGUUGCGAAUCCUACCUAAAGAUACAGACUCUUUCAUGAUACAAUACAUACAUUGUGGGGGAAUUAGAGAACUAUGACAAUGUACAUUCUAUUCUCCCAAAUUCUUACUACACUUACAUAGAGCCAAGGUUGAAAUGCUACCAGUUUUUUACAGUAGGAGGAAAAGAAUUAAAUGUACAUUAAGUUCUUAUGUAAAGUUAAUGGACAAUGCUUAAUUUCAGUUGGUUUCUGGAUAAAAAUAUAACCCCCAUUAUCAUUUCA